Molecule: messenger RNA, 981 nt
Organism: Lactuca virosa
Lineage: Eukaryota; Viridiplantae; Streptophyta; Magnoliopsida; Asterales; Asteraceae
Source: the annotation of a GenBank genome assembly
AUGGGAAGAAGGCCUCCUUGUUGCGAUAAAUCGCAUGUUAAGAAAGGGCCAUGGACUGCUGAAGAAGACGCCAAGAUUCUUGCAUAUGUUGCUAGUCAUGGAAUUGGAAAUUGGACUUUGGUUCCUCAAAAAGCAGGUCUUAAUAGAUGCGGGAAGAGUUGUAGGUUGAGAUGGACGAAUUAUCUUAGACCGGAUCUUAAACAUGAUAGUUUUACUCCUCAUGAAGAACAACUUAUUUUGAGGUAUCACCAAGCCAUUGGUAGUAGGUGGUCUCUAAUCGCAAAGCAACUACCAGGAAGAACAGACAACGAUGUAAAGAAUCAUUGGAACACAAAACUAAAGAAAAAACUUUCCAAAAUGGGAAUCGAUCCCAUCACCCAUAAACCCUUCGGUCAACUCCUUUCCGAUUACGGAAACAUAAACGAAAUCAUCCCAACCACAACCACCCGCCCCAUCACCACCACCGAUCACCUCCACCGAGAACCACCAGAUUUCUCACACGCAGACAGUUCAUUAACAAUAAUCAAUCCAUUCCAAGACCAACACCACCAACUAAACCUUCUCACCCCUCCCCAUUUUCACAUCAAUGAAGCCGCCUCAUCUUCCACGUCAUCACCCGCAUCAAAACCCCCACAAGUGAAUUUACCAUCUUCUCCCUCCAUUUGGUCCGACUACCUCAUUGGUGACCAAGAACAAGACUACACAAACGAAUCCGAUCUUGGGAUUAUUUCAGGUGAAAACACAUAUAGUUACAAUGGAUCGGGAACAGGAUCAGGAUUAGGGUUAGGGGUAGAUCCGUCAAAGAACAUAUUAGACAUCCCGACUAAUUCUAUUUCUUUUGUCGAGUCUAUUUUGAACCGGGACCGGGAAAUGCAAUUGGACUUUCCGCCAUUAUUCGAUGGGUAUUUCCGAGUACUGAAGGAGUCUAGUUUCCUGUACACUCCGGAAAAUAUUCUCAUUGAAAUUCCUUUUUCUUUUUAA